Parnassius apollo (apollo) is the source of this 441-nucleotide messenger RNA. The record is from the annotation of a GenBank genome assembly. NCBI's taxonomy places the organism in Eukaryota, Metazoa, Arthropoda, Insecta, Lepidoptera, Papilionidae.
AUGCAUCGUCUUUUUGAUGAGCUGGAGCCAUCUUUAACCGUCACAGAGCAAAACCUGGCAGACCGAGUUCGGUAUAUCUUGCGCUCAAAUAUAUUUGAUGUCGCCGAACUCGAAUGGCUACGACGUGAGGCUGUUCCCUCAUCGGAUGAAAAUGCUACGGCUGAGGAUGCGGCGCUACAAAUUGUAGAGCAACCCGCAAAUGUGGAUGCCGCCAUGAAUACUCCAGUUGUGGUUGAAUCAAACGAUGAUGGAACAGUCGCCCAGGAACUGGAAUUAGAGCAUAUGAGGAGUACAAUUGGAAGAGGCUAUUGUGGAAAUGCUGGUGACCCAUUUGGAAGCCAGCUGGGACCUUUGCGAGACGGACGUAAUUCUUUUUGGCGCCGCGCUGGCAGUCUGCCGUAUCAUAGGCGCCAAGGUUUCCACGGCUGGACGCGCUACUAG